Messenger RNA from Aspergillus calidoustus, 2196 nucleotides. Lineage: Eukaryota; Fungi; Ascomycota; Eurotiomycetes; Eurotiales; Aspergillaceae. The record is from the annotation of a GenBank genome assembly.
GCGAGCACGAACCACGGGUCGAUCAGCACGGGCUCUGGACUAGAAUCCGGGAUUCUGCCAACCCCAUAACCUCGUAGCUGCAUACGGACGUGCCUCGAUCCUCUGCAGUCAGGAGACCCCCAGGGCCCACGAUCUUGACGUCAAGACAUGCAGCAGCCGACCUGCUGUAUUCGUGUCAGACUAUAAGAUGCCGCACCCCAUCAUCUCGCGUCGCUUCGUGCCAUCCAUCUAGCCAAACGAUCCUCCAAUUAAUCUAUUCAGCACCCUUACCAUAAUACACCCAACACUACCUAGUACUAGCACAAUCCAACCUUGAACAAAAUGGUCCACUUCCCCCGCCAAACAAACCCGGCCCGACGGGACUCGCAAAACAGCGAAGCGUACCUGAUCGGCAGCGGCAUCGCCUGCCUCAGCGCUGCCCUGCACCUCGUAAAAGAUGCGCAGGUCCCACCGGGGAAUAUCCACAUCCUCGACGGGAGCCCCGAGGCCGGCGGCGGCCUGAAGACGCUGGGUGAUGCGAAGGACGGCUAUUUUUUGCCGAUGGAUGGGAAUCCGCAUUUUCACGGGGAGUGUCUUGAGCGGUUGCUUGAUAUGAUUCCUGAUAUGAGUCAGGGGACGGGGAUGGGUGAGAUGCAGGGCCGGAGUCAGGGUCGAGAGGGGGAGGAAGGGGGGAAGAGGUCACUUAUGCAGAGGAUUCGUGAGCGCGAGGGAUUUGAAAAGUCGAAGGAGAAGGAGGCUGAGACUCGCGGGCCUCAGGUGCGGGGUGUGAAGAUGGGUGACAAGGGCAUUGAACUGUUCCCCGCUGGAAAAUUCCAGCUUGGGAUGAAGUAUCGCAUGUCGCUUGUGGGGUUGAUGAUGGAGAAUGAGGCGUCGAUCGGGAUGAAGAAGAUUGAGGAGGUGUUUGACAAGGAGUUCUUUGAUACGAGCUUCUGGAUGUUGUGGUCGUCUACAUUUGCCCUGCAGCCGUGGCACAGCGCUGCAGAAUUCAAACGCCAUCUGCGCAAGUACCUCGAAGACCUCGGAUCGCUCAACAACGUCAAGACCACCCACCGCACCGAGUACAACUUCUUCGAGUCGGCCGUUGGCCCUCUGACCAACUACCUCAAGGCCCAGGGGGUGGACUUCCGCUUCAACACGCACGUAACGGAUCUCCGCUGUUACCCCGACGGCGAUCCGACGACCAUCGCCGAGAUUGAGAUGCUCAGCGCAAAGCAUGAGGAGCUCGUCACCGUCGACCCAACCGACAUCGUCAUCAUGGGCUUGGGAUCCGUCAACACGGGCGUCGUCUUUGGCACGAACAAGUCCCCUCCGCCUCCCCUCCCUGCAAGUAGCAAAGACCUGACAAAGGGCGACUGGAAGCUGUGGGAGAGCCUGGCGCAGAAGUCGCUGAAGUUUGGUGACCCGGGCAACUUCCUCUCGCGCAUUGACCAGUCCAUGGCGUCCACAUUCACGACCACAUUCACGGGCGGCGAGUUCCCGUCUGCCUACGAGCGCCUCACGCACGAUAAACCGGGAACAGGCGCGCUUCUCUCGCUCACAGGAAGUAGCUGGCAGAUGACCCUGUGCAUCCCGCACCAGCCCGUCUUCCGGGACCAGCCCAGCGACACCACCGUCAUGAUGGGCUACGGGCUCAGCCCUGCCGCCACAGGCAACUACGUGAAGAAACCAAUGACCUCGUGCUCAGGCGAGGAAAUCCUCCGCGAGAUCCUCGGCCACAUGGGUAUCAUCGCCACCUCCGCGUCACAGGCCGAGUCGAUCAUCGACAACGCAAAGACGAUCCCGUGCUCGAUGCCACUCGCUACAGCACCCUUCCUGACCCGUGGCCAUCACGACCGGCCCGCUGUGAUACCGCCGCAUAGCACGAAUUUCGCGUGCGUCGGACAAUUCGUGGAUGUUCCGGGCGACACCACCCUCGAGAUCGAAUACAGUGUUCGGGGCGCGCAGAUGGCCGUCUCGACGCUGAUGGGCUCGACUGCGAAGCCGCCGAAGCCGCCGAGGAGUUUGCUCAUGGAGGUUUUUGAUUUGAUGGUUUGAGUAUUGCUUGCCAGGUUAUUCCGCUUGCUUUGUCCGCUUCCAACCAAAUUGAACCAUGUAUUGUAUGUAUGUAGGUUAGCAACUCCUGUUCUUUCCCAUGAACUUUACCGCCGGAACCGAAUGUAUGGGAUCCGAAAGACUAGGACAUGAUCUAUAGAGCUG